AUGCUGCUGGUCCUGCUGCUGGUCCCAGUCCAAGUCCAGGUCCCUGUACCCGUCCCAGUCCCAGUCCCGGUUCCAGUCCCAGUCCAAUCCCUGGCUCCAUCAUGAUGCUCGUCCCAGUCCUGGUCCCAGUCCAGUUCCAGUCCAGUCCCCAUCCCAUCCCAGUCGCGAUGCUGGUCCCAGUCCCAGCCCAAGUUCAGUUCCAGUCCCAGUCCCAGAACCAAUCCCGGUCCCAGCCCUCAUCGUGGUCCCAGUCUCAGUCCAGGCCAGGUGCCAGUC
Balearica regulorum gibbericeps (East African grey crowned-crane) is the source of this 276-nucleotide messenger RNA. Lineage: Eukaryota; Metazoa; Chordata; Aves; Gruiformes; Gruidae. The record is from RefSeq and is a predicted model, not a curated record.